Molecule: messenger RNA, 720 nt
Organism: Poeciliopsis prolifica (blackstripe livebearer)
Lineage: Eukaryota; Metazoa; Chordata; Actinopteri; Cyprinodontiformes; Poeciliidae
Product: C-C chemokine receptor type 8-like
Exons: 3
Coding region: 46-720 (224 amino acids)
Biological process (GO): immune response; G protein-coupled receptor signaling pathway; chemotaxis
Cellular component (GO): membrane
Molecular function (GO): chemokine receptor activity; protein binding
Source: RefSeq, a predicted model, not a curated record
UAUCAGUACCAGUUCCAUGAGAAGGAAGGUUCCACUUCACCAACUAUGGAUUCUUCUUUAAACUUCAACUACGACUGUGGUAACAAUGUCUGUGAAAAGAGUGAGGUCAAGUUUGGAGCCGAUUUCUCAGUGCUCUUUUCUAUCGUCAUCUCUCUGAGUCUGAUAGGAAACAUCCUCGUCCUUGUGAUCUUGGCUUUGUAUGAAAACCUGAAAUCUUUGACCAACAUCUUCAUCUUAAACUUGGCCAUCUCUGACCUCGUCUUCACCAGUGGUCUCCCCUUCUGGGUCAUCAGCCAUGUCUGGGGAUUGGUGUUUCCAGAUAUUGUCUACAAGUUUCUGACUUUUGUUCUUUUCAUUGGGUUUUACAGCAACAUCUUCUUCCUCACCAUCAUGUCCGGCGUCUACAGGUAUUUGACUGACGUCCAUCUGUUCAGAAAGAGUCAUUUGGGUUUUCUGUCUCUCUCUGUAUGGAUGAUCAGUAUUGCACCAGCAAGACUCCACACCUACCCAAUUGGUACACAGAACAUGAACCUAGAGCUUGCAUUUCAUGUGAGUCAGCAGCUUGCUUUCUCCAGUUGCUGCUGGAAGCCUGUGGUUUAUGCAAUUAUUAAUGAAAAGUUCAGAAGCAACUUGAUGUCAUUACUGCUUAAAAUCUGCAGGAGAAAAAACCCAGUUAAUGAAGAAGAGGUUAGAGUGCAAAACCCUUCUCAGCCUCCAUAA